Molecule: messenger RNA, 2781 nt
Organism: Elephantulus edwardii (Cape elephant shrew)
Lineage: Eukaryota; Metazoa; Chordata; Mammalia; Macroscelidea; Macroscelididae
Gene: EPB41L4B
Product: erythrocyte membrane protein band 4.1 like 4B
Exons: 28
Coding region: 1-2781 (926 amino acids)
Cellular component (GO): cytoskeleton
Molecular function (GO): cytoskeletal protein binding
Source: RefSeq, a predicted model, not a curated record
AUGGCUUUAGACAGGAAGGCAAAGGGGAGACUCUCAGGCGUCUCCAGGGCUCUGGGAGCCGGAAACACGUGUGUGCUCACCUACGUGUACACACGUGAGCACACCUUCAGCAGCGGGGGGCGUUCAGGCCGGCAGGGGGCAGCACAGACUCGGCUUGCAAUUACCCGGCGCAGCCCCGAGGGAGGAGGGCGUGCUGCAGUCCCGGCGGCGGCGGCGGCGGCGGCAGUGGCGGUGGCCGCGGCUGGAGGUGCAGCNNNCCCGGCCGGCGGCGGGCCCCUGCUCACAGGCGGCGCGGCCAUGCACAUCCCCGCCGCUGAUACCGCCAAGCCUUCCCUCUACUGCCGCGUCUUCCUGCUCGACGGGACCGAAGUGAGCGUGGACCUGCCGAAACAUGCCAAAGGCCAGGACUUGUUCGAUCAGAUUGUGUACCACUUGGACCUCGUAGAAACGGAUUACUUUGGCCUCCAGUUCCUCGACUCGGCCCAGGUGGCGCACUGGCUGGAUCUUUCCAAACCCAUAAAAAAACAGAUGAAAAUCGGACCUGCUUAUGCUUUGCACUUUCGAGUUAAAUACUAUUCUUCAGAACCGAACAACCUUCGUGAAGAGUUUACAAGGUACCUGUUUGUUUUACAACUCAGGCAUGACAUUCUUUCAGGAAAAUUGAAAUGCCCAUAUGAAACUGCUGUGGAAUUAGCUGCUCUCUGUCUACAAGCGGAACUUGGCGAGUGUGAGCUUCCGGAACACACCCCAGAGCUUGUGUCUGAGUUUCGGUUCAUUCCAAAUCAGACAGAAGCAAUGGAAUUUGAUAUCUUCCAGAGAUGGAAAGAGUGCAGGGGAAAGAGCCCUGCCCAGGCGGAACUCUCAUAUCUGAAUAAGGCGAAGUGGCUGGAAAUGUAUGGGGUAGACAUGCACGUUGUCAGGGGAAGAGAUGGCUGUGAAUAUUCUCUUGGACUGACUCCGACAGGCAUAUUAAUCUUUGAAGGAGCUAACAAAAUAGGCUUAUUCUUUUGGCCUAAAAUUACCAAAAUGGACUUAAAAAAGAGCAAAUUGACAAUUGUGGUGGUUGAGGAUGACGAUCAGGGGCGUGAGCAGGAGCACACCUUUGUGUUCCGGUUAGACAGCGCCAGGACGUGCAAGCACCUCUGGAAGUGUGCAGUUGAACAUCACGCCUUCUUCAGGCUGCGGACCCCGAGAAACAGCAAAUCAACGAGGUCGGAUUUCAUCAGGCUGGGAUCUCGCUUCAGAUUCAGUGGGCGGACAGAGUAUCAAGCUACACAUGGGGCCAGAUUACGAAGAACCAGCACCUUUGAAAGGAAGCCCAGUAAACGCUAUCCAUCCCGGAGACAUUCUACUUUUAAAGCAAGUAACCCCGUGAUAGCAGCUCAGCUCUGCUCUAAAACAAAUCCUGAAGUCCAUAAUUACCAGCCUCCAUAUCACCCAAAUAUUCAUCCCAGCCAAUCUCGGUGGCACCCUCACUCUCCAAAUGUAAGCUACCCACUUCCCUCUCCAGUGCUCAGCAGCUCCGACCGGCUACCUUUUGGCAUUGAGGAGAAUGGGGGAACACCAUUCACCACCAAAGCACCAGGAAGGCAUCACCCUCACCAGCACCAACACCACUCAAACUAUGGACUCACCCUGACCCUGGAGAGCAAAGAGGGGCCUUCAAGGUCCCCAGGCUCCAGCAGUAAAUCUCUUACAAAGUUGAGUCCAGGAGCACCUCCACUGUUCAGUGAUGCUGCUGCACAUAUAAAGAAACUGGAACUGGAAACAGUGAAGGCUGUUGGUCCGUGGCCUGCUCUGCACAUCAACAUCAACAAGGCUGAAGAAAAGAAAGUUUCCGAGAAGACUCUUCAGACCCCCCUUUUGCCUUCCCCGAUAGCUGAGCACGUGAAGUGUAACAUUUUGAAAGCCCAGCUGGAGAACGCGUCCAGAGUGAAUGCCCAGGUUGGAAAAGAGGAAUCCACGUUUGUAAAUAUCAAUAAGAAAUCCAGUCUUCAGGAUGCUAAUGUAAGAAGUCCUAUCCCUAUACGUGUGGAACCUGCCCAGCCAGCUGUGGAAAAGCCAGAAAUGAAGCCACCCAGAGUGAGAAAGUUAACAAGACAAUAUAGUUUUGAUGAAGACGACCUCCCUCCAGACUUGGCAGAGGCAGUGGGAGCGGCUACAACCGCAGCCACCAACGCGACCACCACUCCCAUCAUCACCACCACCCAAAUAUCAGUGCCCCUGGCGUCUCCCAAGGUCCAGAAAGUCAGCUCGCCUCAGAAGUCAGAAGGCAAGGGUCAGCCAUCCCCAGGGGCCAAGAGCCCCUCUGACAGAGGAGGUGCCUUUACCUUGGAGCCAGGUGAUCUUCUGAUGGAUUUCACAGAAGCCACUCCUCUGGCAGAGCCUACCAGCGUCCCCCACUGUGCCCACUCUCGCUGUUCUCCUCCUCUCUCUCUCCCCAUGAAGGAAGAGCCCACUGGAGUUUGCAUGCACCCUCCAAUCAAAACAAGGCUGAUAAAAACAUUCCCAGCUGAUCCUGUGAACCCAUUUCCUGAUCCUUUCACCACUGGGCCACCAUUUACUGCUGACUUCCGAGACAGUAAAUUGCAGUGCUUCCCUGGGCAGUCUUCGCCACUGAUUCCCGUGGCGGCCCUGAGGCCUUUGACAGAGACCGUGUCCACCGUGCAGACCAUCUACACCACCCGGAAGCCUGUGUCUCUGGCAGCCAGUGCAGAGACGCUUCGGCAGGAACUGGAGAGAGAGAAAAUGAUGAAAAGACUGUUGAUGACCGAACUGUGA